AGUCACAAGCUUUCAUCUCUUGUUAUCAUUUCUCUUCAGCGAAAAUAUCCUCCAAGCAAACAUUUUGAGAUGGGUUCGAUCAAUCUUCUGGCAACUUCUACUUUAAGGGCUUUAUUGCUUGCAUUGUGUAUUUUUUGUAUUUUCCCUCAGCUGAUAGUUUCAAAGCAUACAGGCAUUACUAGACACUACAAGUUCAAUAUCGUCAUGCAAAAUGUGACAAGAUUGUGCCAAACAAAGAGUAUUGUGACUGUGAAUGGUAAGAUCCCUGGGCCUCGCAUCAUAGCAAGGGAAGGGGAUAGGCUUUUAAUUAAGGUCGUCAACCAUGUUCAGUAUAAUGUCACCCUGCAUUGGCAUGGAGUGAGGCAACUAAGGAGCGGAUGGGCAGAUGGACCUGCCUACAUCACACAGUGUCCAAUUCAAACAGGACAGACCUACGUUUACAAUUUCACAGUAACUGGCCAAAGAGGAACAUUGUUCUGGCAUGCUCACAUCUCUUGGCUUAGAGUGACUCUAUAUGGUCCCAUCAUCAUCCUCCCUAAAAAACAUGUUUCUUACCCAUUUCCCCACCCUCACAAAGAAAUCCCUAUCAUUUUUGGGGAAUGGUGGAAAGCAGACACAGAGACAAUUAUUAACCAAGCAAUGCAAACAGGAGGAGCACCCAAUAUCUCUGAUGCCUUCACAAUCAAUGCUCUUCCAGGACCAUUAUAUAACUGUUCUGCUAAAGAUACAUUUAAGCUCAAGGUGAAGCCUGGAAAAACCUAUCUCCUUCGUUUAAUUAAUGCUGCACUCAACGAUGAGCUCUUCUUCAGCAUAGCAAACCACACUCUCACUGUUGUUGAAACUGAUGCUGUCUAUGUCAAACCCUUUAAGACCCAGAUUGUACUCAUCACUCCUGGACAAACCACAAAUGUCCUGCUCCAAGCCAAAGCCACUGCACCUAAUGCCACCUUCGUAAUGGCUGCUAGGCCUUACGCUACCGGUCCCGCUGCUUUUGAUAACACAACCACCUCUGGUAUUCUUGAAUAUGACAAUCCUUCUGUUUCAAGCUCCAAGAAGAAGAAGCAUCCCCUUCUUAAACCAUCACUUCCAGUGUUUAAUGAUACCACAUUUUCCAUGAAGUUCGCCAAGAAAGUUCGUAGCUUGGCUACCGCAAAAUUCCCAGCUAAAGUCCCACAAGAGGUUGAUAGACGUUUCUUUUUCACAGUUGGGCUGGGGAUACUCCCUUGCUCCCAAAACCAAACCUGUCCCAACAAUACGAGAGUAGCGGCUUCAAUUAACAAUGUGUCGUUUGUGCAACCAAACAUAGCCCUUCUCCAAGCUCACUUCUUUAACCAAUCAAAGGGCGUGUACACAACUGAUUUCCCAGCCAAUCCACCUUUGAAAUUCAACUAUACAGGGACACCACCAAGCAAUAUCAUGGCAACUACUGGGACAAAGGUGGUGGUGUUGCCCUUUAAUUCGAGCGUGGAGCUGGUGAUGCAGGAUACUAGCAUUAUUAGUGCAGAGAGCCAUCCUCUUCAUCUCCAUGGCUUCAAUUUCUUUGUCGUUGGACAAGGUUUUGGCAACUUCAACUCCAGUAAGGACCCUGCCAAAUUCAACCUUGUUGACCCAGUAGAGAGAAACACUGUAGGGGUACCUUCCGGUGGUUGGGUCGCCAUACGGUUCCUUGCAGACAAUCCAGGCGUUUGGUUCAUGCAUUGCCAUCUGGAGGUACACACCAGCUGGGGCUUGAAGAUGGCUUGGAUCGUCACCGACGGAAAACGGCCUAAUCAGAAGCUGCCACCGCCACCUUCUGAUCUUCCCAAAUGUUAAUUUUGCUUAUUUUUCCACAAUUUUCCCAUAAAUAUUAUUUUCAUUAAUUCUUUUGUUCCCCUUUUAUAUUUUUACAAAUUUUUUCUUUGUAUUUCAUUCUUUUUCCUCUCUCAUUUAUGUUCCUUCUGAUGCCUUAGAGAUGCAAAGUCACAAGAUUCAUAGGGCCACUAGUACAUGGUAACUACUUGUACCAACUCAUAGAAGAAAAAGAAAAGUUGAUCGGUGUUGAUAGAGUGAAUGCGUAGCCUGCUAAGCCUGCAAUACUAUUCUAUUAUUGAGUGAGAAAUAUUUUUUUUUUUU
This is a messenger RNA of Hevea brasiliensis (rubber tree), 2112 nucleotides long. Its product is annotated as laccase-4. The record is from RefSeq and is a predicted model, not a curated record. The coding region runs from base 70 to 1812 and encodes 580 amino acids. The transcript is spliced from 6 exons. Gene Ontology annotation, cellular component: apoplast. NCBI's taxonomy places the organism in Eukaryota, Viridiplantae, Streptophyta, Magnoliopsida, Malpighiales, Euphorbiaceae. Gene Ontology annotation, biological process: lignin catabolic process. Gene Ontology annotation, molecular function: copper ion binding; hydroquinone:oxygen oxidoreductase activity.